GCCCCGCUGCCCCUCCCGCGACUCGCCUGCACUGCUCUCCCAUCGCCGGGGGGAAGCGACAACAUCUCGGUAACUUGCGGACUGUGGCGCAACUGGUCUCGACGUUGGCGGCCCUCUCAUGCUGUCCGGGUGAGGUACCUGGGAAAGAAAACACCCUCAACAAUGAAUAGGCCGCCCAUCGCUACCAACUACAGAUGACUUGUCAUUUCAUUUACAAAGAUGUCGUCUGCUGCUGAAAAUGGAGACGCAGCACCUGGAAAACAAAACGAAGAAAAAACCUACAAAAAGACCGCAUCAUCUGCAAUUAAAGGUGCUAUUCAGCUGGGAAUAGGCUACACGGUGGGCAAUCUCACUUCCAAGCCGGAACGAGAUGUUCUCAUGCAAGACUUUUAUGUGGUGGAAAGUGUGUUCCUCCCCAGUGAAGGGAGCAAUCUGACCCCAGCACAUCACUACCCAGACUUCAGAUUUAAGACAUAUGCUCCAUUAGCGUUCCGAUAUUUCAGAGAACUUUUUGGUAUCAAGCCUGAUGAUUACUUGUAUUCCAUCUGCAGUGAACCUCUAAUAGAGCUAUGCAACCCUGGAGCCAGCGGAUCUUUAUUUUUUCUGACCAGUGAUGAUGAAUUUAUCAUCAAAACAGUUCAACAUAAAGAAGCUGAGUUCCUUCAGAAGCUACUGCCAGGAUAUUACAUGAAUUUAAACCAGAACCCAAGAACACUCUUGCCAAAAUUUUACGGACUGUACUGCAUGCAGUCAGGGGGCAUUAACAUCAGGAUUGUGGUGAUGAACAACGUUUUGCCACGCUUCAUGAGAAUGCACUUUACAUAUGAUUUGAAAGGUUCAACGUAUAAGCGAAGAGCAUCCCGGAAAGAGAGAGAGAAAUCCAACCCCACAUUCAAGGACUUAGAUUUCCUGCAAGACAUGCAUGAAGGGUUGUAUUUUGAUACAGAAACGUACAAUGCACUUAUGAAAACACUUCAGAGAGACUGCCGGGUGCUGGAAAGCUUCAAGAUCAUGGACUAUAGCCUUUUGCUAGGAAUCCACAUCUUGGACCAUUCCCUCAAAGAGAAAGAAGAGGAGACCUCACAAAAUGUGCCUGAUGCUAAGAGGCCCGGGAUGCAGAAGGUCCUGUACUCAACAGCCAUGGAAUCUAUCCAGGGUCCAGGGAAAUCUGGAGACGGGAUCAUCCCAGAAAACCCAGACACAAUGGGAGGCAUUCCAGCUAAAAGCCAUAAGGGAGAGAAACUACUUUUAUUUAUGGGCAUUAUUGACAUUCUGCAAUCAUAUAGGUUGAUGAAGAAGUUAGAACACUCCUGGAAAGCUCUUGUUUAUGACGGUGACACUGUUUCUGUUCAUAGACCAAGCUUUUAUGCAGAUAGAUUUCUUAAGUUCAUGAAUUCCAGAGUUUUCAAGAAAAUUCAAGCCUUGAAGGCCUCACCUUCUAAGAAACGGUGUAAUUCCAUCGCUGCCUUAAAGGCGACCUCACAGGAGAUCGUGUCCUCAAUUAGCCAGGAAUGGAAGGAUGAGAAGCGAGAUUUGCUGACCGAAGGACAAAGUUUUAGCAGCCUUGAUGAAGAAGCCCUGGGAUCCCGACACAGGCCAGACCUGGUGCCCAGCACUCCGUCACUGUUUGAAGCUGCUUCCUUGGCAACCACAAUUUCAUCUUCUUCCUUAUAUGUCAACGACCAUUAUUCACGGGACAGGACUACACUUUAUUCAAACAGUAAAGGGUUACCUUCCAGUUCGACAUUUACCUUGGAAGAGGGGACCAUCUACUUGACCGCUGAGCCAAGCGCUCUGGAGAUGCAGGAUGAUAAUGCUUCUGUGCUUGAUGUCUACUUAUAAGUGAAAACGAGACUUGAGCACAGUGACGGAAGAGAAGUUUCUUCACUCCGGAAUUAUCCACAGGAGCUUGAGCCCCACCAUACACAGAGAAAUGAUCAGCUUGAUUUAGGAGAGUUUGCCAGAUGUCGGGAGAGUCUUGGUCCAUAGGCUGCUGAGUAGAUGGGAUGUGAAAACCACCACACUAUUCUGUCCUUUGCUGUUGCUUGCUGAACUGUGAAGAACUGCAUGAACUGUAUUGAAGCUGCUUUCUAUACCAUUGCCAAUCACCUUUUUGGACUUGGAAGUGCUAUUUUCCUAUGGACUCUUGCAUUAUUUCAUUUUGCAUGCAUCCAGUGAUUAUACAUAAGCAAUACGUGUAAUCUGCUUAUAUAUUUUUUUAAAAAUCCACCCAUGCAAAAUGGUAAAGUAUAAAUUCUGCUUUUUUGCAAAAUUACAAUCAUAGCACAUGUCAUGAAAGUUUAUUAAAUUGGUUUCAUUUAAAGAUCAAUAUAAUAGGUCUGCCUUUAUAGAAAACUGGCUUCUAUAAAGAUUUUUUCACUGUUUACUAGUGAAAUGAGAAAAGCGAAGCUAUUUAUAAAAGGCCUUUGUGUUGUGUAUAUACAUUGUCUUUGAAAUAUUUGUGAUUUAGUUUAUUGCUUGUAAAAGAGAAAUUAUAUAAUUUAUUUAGUAAAUACAACUGUAAACUAUAGUUUUAUUGAGAGAAAUAAAAUAUUUUGUUCUCAA
Molecule: messenger RNA, 2565 nt
Organism: Nycticebus coucang (slow loris)
Lineage: Eukaryota; Metazoa; Chordata; Mammalia; Primates; Lorisidae
Gene: PIP5K1B
Product: phosphatidylinositol-4-phosphate 5-kinase type 1 beta
Exons: 15
Coding region: 220-1842 (540 amino acids)
Biological process (GO): phosphatidylinositol metabolic process
Molecular function (GO): phosphatidylinositol kinase activity
Source: RefSeq, a predicted model, not a curated record